Messenger RNA from Canis lupus familiaris (dog), 1728 nucleotides. It is a transcript of the gene CCRL2, whose product is annotated as C-C motif chemokine receptor like 2. Lineage: Eukaryota; Metazoa; Chordata; Mammalia; Carnivora; Canidae. Gene Ontology annotation, biological process: chemotaxis; G protein-coupled receptor signaling pathway; inflammatory response. The coding region runs from base 633 to 1682 and encodes 349 amino acids. Gene Ontology annotation, cellular component: membrane; cytoplasm. The transcript is spliced from 2 exons. Gene Ontology annotation, molecular function: chemokine receptor activity. The record is from RefSeq and is a predicted model, not a curated record.
UAGAUGCCCUACUGGAUGUAGGGAGGGGGCUUCUGCUGACGCGAGGAGCCACUGUAGGGAGCUCCCGGCUCUGGGGUCUGGACACAGGGCUACCGCACAGGAUGCUUCCUCCUCGGCUGCUGGCUGCCACCUACUCAGACAUGCCCUGCUGUCAUCCUAACUCAUAUCACUGGAGAGCAGUAGCAACUCAGUUCCCUUAUCUGGAGCAGCCAGGAAGACGCCUGUCACCAGGCCAGGGCUGAGGGUAGAGGGAGGGGGACGAUCAAAGGCCGGGUCCUGGGGAAACCAGGGGGAGCAAGGGACUUCCUGCUUUCCUCAAUCACUUGAGAAACACUGUAGGGGUCCAGAGGAGCUUUCAAGUUGCUUUCUUUGGGUUAUUCCUUGACGACACUGAGACCAGUGACUUGUGGUAUAAAGGUCCCACGAGAGAAACAGUGGCUUCUCUUGCCCCUAAAGGUCAAGAUCGGCUUCUCAGAAGAAAGGCGGUCUCUCAGCAGCCCCAGACUAUUCCCACAGCUGCUUGGAUGGUGGCUCAGGAGGCAGUGCCCUGUCCCCCUGGAACUCUGUCAAGUGGACCACCCAGCCGUAUGAAGAGGAAAUAAUCCUUGGCUUCUCCACAGGGCAGCCUGAAGAUGGAUAAUUACGUGACAGCCCCAGAGGAUGACUAUGACGUCCUCAUAGAGGAUGAUCUGAAUAACGAUGAAAUAAAACUGUGCCACCUGUACGAAACCAAGAUCCUGUCAACCCGGGUGUUGCCGCAGCUCUACGCCACCGUGUUCCUGGCUGGUCUCCUGGGCAGUCUCUUGGUUGUGCUCAUCCUGGUAAAACAUAAAGGACUCAAGCACAUGGGAAAUAUCUAUUUCCUAAACUUGGCAGUUUCAAAUUUGUGUUUCUUGCUUGCCCUGCCAUUCUGGGCCUAUGCUGCGAUGCAUGGGGAGGUUCUCGGCAACUCCAUGUGUAAAAUUCUAGUCAUACUUUACUCCAUAGGCCUGUACAGUGAGGCUUUCUUCAAUAUCCUCCUGACUGUGCAAAGGUACCUAGUGUUUAUCAACGUGAACUUUCCCUCGACCACGAGGGCAAUGCACUGGGGCAUCAUCUCGAGUGUUCUGGCAUGGGUCUUAGCCACUCUGGUCAUUUUGCCUGAAUCCAUGUUUUACAAACCUCAGAUGGAAAGCCAGAAAUACAAGUGUUCCAUUAGCAGACCUCACUUCCUGCCGGCUGAAGAGACAUUCUGGAAGUAUUUUCUCACCUUAAAGAUGAACAUUUUGGGAUUUCUUUUCCCACUGUGCAUUUUUGUAUUUUGCUACGCGCGAAUGAGAAGAAUACUAAGGUCUGGAGAGAGGGGGAAUGGCCUUCACCAGCUGGUUUUCGCCAUAAUGGCUGUCUUCCUUCUGAUGUGGGGACCCUACAAUAUUGCACUUUUCCUGUCCACUUUCAAGGAAUAUUUCUCUCUGCACGACUGUAAGAGCAACUACAACCUGGACAAAAGCGUUCAGAUCCUUAGAAUUUUCGCGACCACCCACUGCUGCGUCAACCCCCUCCUCCACGUGUUCCUCGACACCACGUUCAGAAGACACCUUCGCCGCCUUUGCUCUGUGCAUGACAGCAGUCUGCUCCAGUCCACUGAGGAAUCUGCACGAGCUGCACCAAGGGAAGAACGUGACCAUUCUACCAAAGUGUAAACUAGCUUCUGUCAAAGGCAGAAUAAAUAUUGAUUUUUGUAUCGUU